AUGACAAGUGCUACUGAUCAUUCGUCUGAAACUAUUGAAGAGAAAUUAGCAACGCGAAUACGGCAGUGCGGAUGUCAAAAUGUCACUCUCAAAGAUAUUUUACAAGUGGUGUUUGUGACUUUCAUACCAAUAAUUAUAAGUGCUUUAACUGUUAUUUCCAUGGAGAAUACAACGCAUAUCUAUCAAGCCAAUCGAGAAAACGAUUUGGAUAUCGCUCGACAACGAGCAUUCGAAGUGGGUAACGAAACUACUUUCACUGAGUUUGUCAUGAAUAUUGCCGAUGUUCUUCUAAAAGCCUCGUCUCAAUCGAUAUCAAAGCUUCACUAUGGAAUCAUACGUGGAUUGAUUGCAGCUGUUUUCCAGAGAAAGAAACGCGCCAUACAAUACUUGCACGGUUUAAGAAUUUUGCGACGUGGCUCAGGACCAUUCGUUGUCUCCGUUUUACAGCUACAAAACACAGAUUUCACUCGAGCAUCUUGUUCAACAGAGACACCGAGAGGUUGGAGAACGAUUUAUUCCGACACUACACUGUACACUCGUGAUGUACGAAAUAUUUCCAUUGUCAACAUGACAUUUGGCGAUUUCAGACGAGGAAAAUGCUCAUUUGCAAUCAAGCCAAGAGCUCGUUUUCUUCAAAAUAUCGAUCUACGUCUGUAUUCAGUUCUCAUUGACACUGGCCUGGCUGUAUUUACUGCGUCAGCUCUCAUGGGUUGUGAUAUUCCUGGCAAUCAUGCAUACCUCUCUGUACUUAUGCUCCGCUCUGAUGGAUUGGGACAAGGAAACCGAUCAUAUUUAAGCUCAGACGGAAUCAAACUAGACGAUAAAUUCGUGAUGCAACCAUAUCGAAUAAUCGCAAAACGCAUGAUGAAAAACACACGUCAGAUUGCUAUUACUUUUGGUGUUGAAACAUUGCCUUCACCAGGCAGUUGGUGUUAUUUUGACAAUAUGACACUCGGCGUUCGACAAUCAAUCUGA
Adineta ricciae is the source of this 975-nucleotide messenger RNA. Lineage: Eukaryota; Metazoa; Rotifera; Eurotatoria; Adinetida; Adinetidae. The record is from the annotation of a GenBank genome assembly.